UCCGGUCACGUGACGUCGAGGAGACGAGCUGGAUUAAUUCAACGGUGAGGAGAAACAAACGGGACACAACGGCGAACGGGAAACGGAAACAACUUCGGGAUUUAACAGCACCCGAAUCCUGCAUUGGUGAACAACUUCUCUCAUAAGCCACUGAGGUGUUACAAAUAUUUGGUUGGAAAGACCUACAUGAACAGAUAGAGAUAUUUUGGUGUAAAGAUGAUUUCUCCGUGGGACAGAUGGUACACGACCAGCUGCUGUCUGUGUUGUCAUGUACGGACGGGCACCAUUAUUCUGGGCAUCUGGUAUAUGCUCAUCAAUGCCGUAGUUUUGUUAAUCCUAUUGUCGGCCCUCAAUGACCCAGUCCAAUAUCACUACCACCUUACCAGUUCCGAACUUGGCACGGAUUUGGACGUCAUGGACGAUGCAAACAUGUGUAUUGCAGCGGCAAUCUCUUUGCUGAUGAUUUUGAUUUGUGGAAUGGCAACCUACGGCGCAUACAAGCAACACGGAGCAUGGAUCAUUCCCUUCUUCUGCUAUCAGAUCUUUGACUUCGCCCUUAACACACUAGUAGCAAUAAGCGUUGUGGUCUAUCCCAACACUGUACAGGACUACCUUCAGCAGUUGCCUGGAACCUUUCCAUACAAAGAGGACUUGAUGUCCACAAACAACAUAUGCCUAGUAUUAGCAGUGCUUCUCUUUAUUGGAUGCAUCUUGGCCUUUAAGGCGUAUCUUAUUGCCUGUGUGUGGAACUGCUAUAGAUAUGUGAGUGGAAGAAGCAGUACGGAGGUCUUGGUUUAUGUAACCACAAAUGAUACUACAGUACUACUUCCACCCUACGAAGAGGCAGUCGCCAUCCCACCGAAGGAUUCGCCACCCCAAUAUACUUUAGCUUGAGAUAGACGUACCUCUAUCUUUCUCCACACUCCUCCCGAACCUUCUCCAAAGAAACAAUUUCUCGUCACAAUAUAGCCCUUUACGCCCCCCCCCCCCCCCUUUUCUGUGUGACGUAAGUGUCCUAUCCUCUCUGAUGGUGGUAGUAUGACUUUGAAAUGUUCUUCCCGCUACGAGGCUGCCCAGCUGUCCUGGCAACCCAAAGCUCGGUGUCAGCUCCAAUCUGAUUUGCACUUUCAGUAAUGAUCUGUGGCAUUGGCCUUUUUCAUACUGUGAACCCAGUAGUGUUGUCAUCUACUGAUAUGCCUGAGAUUUAAAUGCAGCGUGCACGAUAAAUAUGCGAGUUACGUAAGAGCACUUUUUCAAAUUGAAGUUAACUAGAAAUGUACUGAAUGUAAGAAAACUGUUAGUACUGUAUGAAAGAAAUAUUUAGAAAUGGUUCAGAAUAUAAACUAAAUUUGUUAUACUAACAAAGUCUUUCUUAUAUACAAAUAAUUUCCAAAUACAUGCAAUCACAGUCGUUCGCUUUCAAUGAAUUGCUUAUCAAUAGUUUCAGAGGAUGUAGUGUGAAUGAUCUAAAACCAAAUAUUUCAUGAUCUACACUCAAAAAAAUUCUCAUUUUCAACCCAGCAUUGGGUCAAAAAGAGACAAAACCAUAUCUGUUGCGUUGUAAUUUAUUCUAUGCUGGAUUUUUUUAACCCAUUGCUGAGCCAAAUAUAUAUUUGGUUUAAUUUAACCCACGGCUGGGUUCAUCCCUUUUUGACCCAAUGAUAUGUGGUGGAUCUGUAUUAAAUGAACAGUUACAGACAUGGGUAACACUUUACAAUAAGGUUAUAUUAAUAAAUGCAUUAAGUGAUAUGAACAAUAUAGUUUUCCAGCAUGUAUUAAUUCUUGUUUAUGUUAGUUAAUGUCAAUUCAUGUUCAUGGUGCAUUAAUUAAUGUUAACAGUUACGAUGCUUGAUUUUAUAAAUGUUUUAGUAAAUGCCAAAAUUAAUAUGAAGUAAGAUUAAUAAAUGCUGUAGAAAUAUUGUUCAUUGUUAGUAUAUGUUAGCUAAUGCUUUAACUAAUUGUUAACAAAUACAGCCUUAUUGUAAAGUGUUAACCAUAGCUGUUAUACAUGACAAUGAGUCUGAUUUAAAUCAAUCAAGUCUUCUUAAGUUAAAGAAGUGGUUUAAAAACACUUAAAUGAUUUUUUGGACUGUGUUUCAUGUAUCUUGCGAUUUCUGAAUAGAAAGCUGACAGUGCUCAAAAGCAUAAGGAUGUGAUUUUUGGUAUUUGUUAGGACUAAAGUACAAUAACAUUUUUGUCGUUAUGACCUAUGGCUACAGACUGCAAUGUUUUUGCACAUAUAAAUAAUAAUAAUGUGUUAUUGACUGUGUCAAAGGUGUGUUAAUCCAUAAUUGUGAGAAAUGAAAAACAAGUGAUGUGACCCCAAGUCAUUUAACAUUUAGACCUAGCUAAGAUAUCUCCAGGUGUCAUUUCCUAGCACAAGGUAACUUCUGUUAAUGGGAACAUUAUUCAUUUUUAUAUACAGUGGCUAUGCAAGGGUAUUUGUAACAUGUAUUUGUUGACAAUGACUAUAGAUCUUCAUUUAUUAGUGAUGGUAAUGUUGGGUAUAGAACCAUUAAUGAAAGUGUUAGAGAUGUAUGUAAACAUUUUACUUUGACUGUACUCUGUGUGUAGACUUCCAUCUUCAAUGUAGCAUAUUAAUUCAGUGUUUUAUUGUGUUUAAAGCGGUUUACCUAUAAAAGUCACAAAAUAACACAACACAUCAAUAUUGUGCUUAUUUGGAAUAAACAUAACCUGUAGAUUUUAUUACAAUACUUUCAUAAUAUUCCUGGUAAACACAUUUUUUAUUAAUGGUUAGCACAAAAUUAAUUCACGAAAACAAGGUUGUUUGGUAGAAUGUGUUUGUUUUUCUGGUGUUAUACUGGCUUUCUAAAUAAUAAAAUAUUACAGUAAGGCUUC
Messenger RNA from Misgurnus anguillicaudatus (oriental weatherfish), 2859 nucleotides. It is a transcript of the gene laptm4b, whose product is annotated as lysosomal protein transmembrane 4 beta. Lineage: Eukaryota; Metazoa; Chordata; Actinopteri; Cypriniformes; Cobitidae. Gene Ontology annotation, cellular component: lysosomal membrane. The record is from RefSeq and is a predicted model, not a curated record.